GUUCUUGAAAUGCUCUGUUCAUGUUUCAACCGAUUAUUUGGCAUGCUUUAUACUUGAUGUCGGGCCCCCAUGUUUACUUACUGAGAUAUUUUUAUCUCACGGUUUCCUUGUCCACUAUUUCAGGUAGUGAGACCCGACGCGUGGGAAGCCCGGGAGAGUGACGAGCUAGGCAGUUAGGCACUUUUGGACUUAGGUUUUUGUAGCUAAGCCGUUAGUCACCCAUGCUUGACAUAGAAAAUUUUGUGUACAGGAUUUAGUGUUAGUCAUGAUUGUAUAUAUAAUGUGAUAAAUUUUGUACAUUCGCUGGUAACUAUUUGGUAAAGUAAAAAGGCUUAGAUCUGAAUUACCUGAAUUGCUAAGUUUUGAAAUUAGUAUGAACCAACUCAAUCAAACUCUUGUUGGUGUUGUCAAGACUCAAAUGAUAGGGACUGAAGUAAACCUUGCCGAAAAGAAAGGUUUGAAUUUUAUCCAUCCCCAAUUGUUAGUAAGGAGCCUUAUUAUGUGAAUGCAUAUAUAUGACAGGAAGACAUAAGCCCUAACUCUCUAACAAGAAGACUUGAUUGAGCAAGGUCACCCUCACCAUAACGUACCGAACUCAUCAAUAUUGAUUAGAAAAAUUUGCAAAUACUAUUCAAAUGAGAUUAAGAAAUUCAUCACAACUGC
Molecule: messenger RNA, 663 nt
Organism: Rubroshorea leprosula
Lineage: Eukaryota; Viridiplantae; Streptophyta; Magnoliopsida; Malvales; Dipterocarpaceae
Source: the annotation of a GenBank genome assembly